Molecule: messenger RNA, 3528 nt
Organism: Dermacentor silvarum
Lineage: Eukaryota; Metazoa; Arthropoda; Arachnida; Ixodida; Ixodidae
Product: monocarboxylate transporter 1-like
Exons: 5
Coding region: 153-1304 (383 amino acids)
Biological process (GO): transmembrane transport
Molecular function (GO): monocarboxylic acid transmembrane transporter activity
Source: RefSeq, a predicted model, not a curated record
GGUAUCGUUGCAGACGUUUAGAGCUCCGAAAUGCAUGGAAGUGUGUGAACAACCUCACAAGGUGGACGAUCCUGUGGAAGAAAACCUACGGAGAGAACCAGCCGAAAGACAGCAUGCAGUAGAAUCACCUGCGACCUCACGAGUGCCAAAGCAUGGUGCAUUCAAGGACGUCACUCCGGGAUGACCCGUGGUUCGGGGUUGACUCACGGUGGAGCUGGGUGACGGCGGGCUUCCUGAGCUGGCUGCUGUCAGCGGCUACAAUAUCUCAACAAGCCCUAGCUGUUUUCUUCUACGGCAUCGUGCACAGCUACGGCGCCAGCAGGGGAGAGGCGUCAUGGCCACUCAUACUGUGCGGAAGCUGCAGCUGCUUGGCCGGGCCACUUAUGGGAUACCUCUGCCGGCGUGCUUCCUGUCAAGCUGUAUUAUUCGUCUGCACCUUAGCAGCGGGUAUCUCACUCUGCAUCUGCUCCUUCGCCGACAGCAUUCUCAUACUUACAAUUUCUUUUGGCAUUGUACUUGGUGUAUCCCAGGCGGGCAUCCACGUUGCGGUCAACGUCCUCGCGUCGCAGCACUUUGACAAGCGGCGUGCAACUGCCUGUAGCGUCAUAUUUUUCUUCGCUGGCCUCAACAUGCUGUUCGUGCCGACGCUUGCAGAGUUUUUCCGUGUCACCUACGGUAUUCGCGGCACUUUUCUGCUUUUGGCGGGCAUGACCUUGAACGCAUGUCCAGCGGUGAUUGUCACCCGCAGCCCAGAAUGGAUGACGCGUGAACAUAGCUCGUCCAAAGCUCUGCGAGUUGGCACUUUGGAAAAGUCAGCUGUUACGGCAGAAAACCGGCUACUGCCUUCUUUCAGCUCGAGAACAGAAAGCAACAUCGAAAUACACGAAUCAUCUGCUCAAAAUGUGAAAGUUGUAGGCGGCAGUAAAAUUCCGGUAAUCUCCAAAAACAGCGUCUUAACUAAAGCCGUUCGCUUCAUAACACCAUGCCGAAAGCCUGCUGGACGGAAUGAAGAAAGGCGACAAGGCUUCGCCACAGAAAUCGGACAAUUCUGGACGUUGGCGUUUGCCGCCAACGCCUUGUCAUUCGCCGUUUUAAUGUUUGGGGUGGCAUCAUUCAUUCUGCUUUCAGUGGACAUUGCGACUGAUAAAGGCGUCGCUCCAUAUCAAGCAGUCUUUCUUCUCAACGCCUUUGCCGUUGGCGAUAUUGUGUUUAGGCCCCUCAGUGGACUCAUUAUCGACUCAGGACUUUUGACAUUAGAAGGUGUAAUGCUCCUAGGAUUCUUCCUUCAGUGCAUUGCUUACUGAGCUCUUGGUGUGGCUAACGACAUUUGUCUCGCUGCUGGCCUGUUCAGUGCUUGCUGGCAUCAGCAAUGGAUUAAGGGCUUCGUUGCAAGCGCCAUGUCUGGUAAACGACUUCGGCGUCGACUCGCUGCCGGUGCUGAUGGGUGGAGUUGUGUUCUGCAAUGGCGUCAUUCUUCUAACAAGACCACUUCUCGUUGGAUAUUGCCGAGAUCACCACGGAUCUUACGACAUGCUCCUUCACAUGAUAGCUGGCGCUAGCAUUGUUCUCUGCUGUGUGUGGGCUGCGAAGUGUUUUGCACGCAGAAGAAAGCAUAUAUAGCCGAAAGUGAGAAUUACUUAUUUCAUAUUUGCGUAAAGAAGUCUCCAGCUAAGAAAGCAUCUGAGCAUCUCGAUGUGGAGCCACUUUCGUGUUUAAGGACACUGUCGGUUUUCCCACCUCAUAGAAGGGAAAUGUGCAAACUGGAGAAGCCAUAAACAGCCGAGCGUCAACAACCAGUGGGACAACCAACAUGCGCGUACUUGGAGUACGGCAGAAAACUGAGCCAGCUGUUAAAUGUGUCAGCAUAUAUAUUCUGCUUGUGUCUGCACUAGAUGCAUGACAUACAAUAUAUUGUGCAGUACAAAGAAGACAACUCACAACACCCGCCUUAGAUUAAAGGAGGUGGAAGAAAUAGUUAUGUAACUGGACUAAUUGUUUAAACUAUCCCAAUGGCAGGUUCUAACAUUCAGCGCCGUUGACCAGUUUAGCACGUUCUUCGAUCAGUCAGAAAUAUGAAUAUGUCAAAAACUACCGGCCCGGGCGCAAGGUCGUUGACGACUUGGAAGAGCCUUCGACAUCGUUUGAACCACCAAUCUGUGUCGUCAAAACAAUCUCUUCCGACAGUGCAUUCAAAGACAAAUGUAUCGCGUGCAUCAACAGUCCAGUCCCCCGGGCUGAGACUUGCACUGUUUUUGGUUGGGUGAGCCGCUGUGGGGGGCGCAAAGUUUACUUUAAUUAUACCACACAUUGUUCAGAUAAAAUUUAGGUGAAGCUGAAGUUCAACAUCAAGAAAAGCAAAUUUUUCAGCGGUCCGCAGUUUCCUCGAGCACAGCGUAGGGCACAUAAAGCCACAACCACGACCAUACCAAGAUGAUAGAGAAAAUAUCGUUGUUAUAUUGCCUGCCUUCAACGCAAGUUGUUUUUUCAGGUAUUCCAAAGCACUUCUAAGUUUUUCUUCCCGAACAUGCCCUCAACACAAAACGCUUGAUGUCACUAAAAAACUGUUGGAAUGGAGCAAAGAUUUAAUGCGGGUAUUGCCUUCUAGCUUUGUAAACGUCACAUCUUCACAGCCAGUUUUUUUUUAAUUGCAGACAGCAAACAAAUUUUCGACCUCAGCACAGAUGUCCCGAAAACGAAACGACUACCUUCCUUUACGAGUGUGACGCCAGAAAGGAUGCCGAAUGUCGACUGUAGGGACAUUCACUUUUCUGCACUUUCAUCAAAAACACGAUAGCUAGGUAACAAGAGGAAAGUAAGUCAUAAAUGGCUAGCGGACCUUCUUCAUGCUUUCCGACGUGCCGUACGUCGAGCAAUGGACAAUAAAGACAAUGCGGUCAGAAAGAACACCUAAGUGUAUUGAAAUAAAGGACAAGUAAAAGGAACAGAUGCACAAUACACAACAGUAUGACAACACAGCCUUUUGUAAUAGAACAAGCUCAUAAACUUUCUUUGUGACUGAUGUAACAGUCAAAUGCACACAUACUUGUCACACACAUGUCACAAAAAAUUGCUGGCUCUCCCGUAAUCGAGAGUAGAUAUAAGCGUGGAAUGGAUACCAGCAAAGCAGAUUUCUUAGAGAUGAUACUAGUACAAUCAUAAAAUGGGUGUAGUGCAUGUUCGCAAGAGCACACCACAACACACUGCAACACACCAUACUGUGCACUAGCACAUAUUGGCGCUUCCCAGCUAGAAGAAGAAAACCGGCUGAAGGCGGCAUGACAGGAGGCGAAAGACGCCAGGAAGAGAGAGCACACUACCCAGCUAGAAGAACAGCGCCUAACGGAAGCGCCACGCACCGUGGCAUCCUCCCUCGAAUGAGGCGACGCUAAACCCGUGCUGCGGAACUCCCAGACCGCUGGCGUUCAAAAGAGCACAGGCAACCCUGUCCCAGCGCCAAAAGAUGACAAUCAGGUGUAUGGUGCCCUGUGUCUGCCCGUUGAACUCCGCUAUUGGAAAUGACAAAUAAAA